Molecule: messenger RNA, 774 nt
Organism: Salvelinus fontinalis (brook trout)
Lineage: Eukaryota; Metazoa; Chordata; Actinopteri; Salmoniformes; Salmonidae
Exons: 2
Coding region: 1-774 (257 amino acids)
Source: RefSeq, a predicted model, not a curated record
AUGCCGUGUGCCGUGUGUCGUGUGCCGUGUGUCGUGUGCCGUGUGUCGUGUGCUGUGUGUCGUGUGCCGUGUGCCGUGUGCCCUGUGCCGUGUGUCGUGUUCCGUGUGUCGUGUGUCGUGUGUCGUGUGCCGUGUGCCGUGUGUCGUGUUCCGUGUGUCGUGUUCCGUGUGUCGUGUGUCGUGUUCCGUGUGUCGUGUGCCGUGUGUCGUGUUCCGUGUGUCGUGUGCCGUGUGCCGUGUGCCGUGUGUCAUGUGCCGUGCCCCGUGUGCCGUGUGUCAUGUGCCGUGUGUCGUGUGCCGUGUGUCGUGUGCCGUGUGUCGUGUGCCGUGCCCCGUGUGCCGUGCCCCGUGUGCCGUGCCCCGUGUGCCGUGUGUCAUGUGCCGUGCCCCGUGUGCCGUGUGUCAUGUGCCGUGCCCCGUGUGCCGUGUGCCGUGCCCCGUGUGCCGUGUGUCAUGUGCCGUGCCCCGUGUGCCGUGUGCCGUGUGUCGUGCCCAGUGUGCCGUGUGUCGUGUGCCGUGUGUCGUGCCCCGUGUGUCGUGUGUCGUGUGCCGUGUGUCGUGUGUCGUGUGUCGUGCCCCGUGUGUCGUGUGUCGUGUGCCGUGUGUCGUGUGCCGUGUGUCGUGUGUCGUGUGCCGUGUGUCGUGUGCCGUGUGUCGUGUGUCGUGUGUCGUGUGUCGUGUUCCGUGCGCCGUGUGUCAUGUGGUCCUGGCCGGGACGCCCUCACAAUCCCUCCCUUCAUACGACCAGGGCUUUGUAAUGAAGAGUCCAGUUAA